This is a messenger RNA of Cladophialophora bantiana CBS 173.52, 1185 nucleotides long. RefSeq lists its product as uncharacterized. The record is from RefSeq and is a predicted model, not a curated record. The transcript has a single exon. The coding region runs from base 1 to 1185 and encodes 394 amino acids. Lineage: Eukaryota; Fungi; Ascomycota; Eurotiomycetes; Chaetothyriales; Herpotrichiellaceae.
AUGCCAGUGUCUAAUCAUAUUCAUAAGUCCUCAGGGCACAGCCCCGGGCUCAAGGCUGGCCAGCUCUGCCUCGAGUUCGGACGGCGGAUCUACCAUCCAUUCGGCUUCAAAAGGGGGUACAACUUUGUCCUCUUCGCCAUCCUCGUCGGGGCCCUCAUGGGGUUUGUCCUCGCACGGCUCCAAUACUUGAACAUUGACGGUAUCUUCUUGAAGGUAUCCUGCCCUGGUGCCUGUUCCAAACGAGCCCUUCACGCGAACUCCCAAUUGAGACUAACGUCGAAUGACGUACAGAAAACCAUCCCCGGAGAUGCGAUCCACUAUCAAUCAGGCUACAAGCGAGUCGGAAUCAUCUUGCACCUCGCCUGCAUCCUUCCUGCAGGAUUCUUGGUCUGCUUCCAGUUCGCGCCAGUGAUCAGGCACAAAUUCCUGAUGUUCCACCGAGUGAACGGCUACGCCAUCAUUCUUUUGUUGCUGACGGGUAAUGCGGGCGCCUUUAUGGUCAUCCCCAUCGCAGGAGGGGGGUCACCGGCCACUCAAGCAGGCCUUGGCCUCCUGGGAACGAUGACCACGGUCUCCGUGGUGCUGGCAUACAUCAAUAUCAAACGCCUGCAGAUCGACCAACACCGCGCAUGGAUGAUCCGCACUUGGGUGUACGCGGGCAGCGUCAUCUCGGUGCGUCUGGUGCAGAUGGCCGCGAACACUUUCAUCGCACAACACCAACAGGGCCACUGGUACGACGUGCAGACCUGUGAGAAUAUCUGGAAGCAAUACACCCUGUACGGCGCGCCUGCCGGAGCGGGAAACCCCGCGCCAUACUUGUAUCCCGCAUGUACCGCGCCGAACUCGAGUGAACCUGUAAUCAUCAAAGCUAAUGUCCACGGCUUCGGUCCUGAAUUCGUCACAGCCUCGUUCCACUUGACGUUCGGCAUGUCGGUGUGGCUUUGCCUUGCGAUCCAUGCCAUCGGGGUGGAGACAUACUUGAAGCUGACGCCAGCGGAGAGUGAGAGGUUGAGGCUCGUCAGUUACGAGAGGCAGCUUGAGGCCGGAUUCAAACAUCCCGGACGUGCGGGCUUGACUGUGGACAGGAUUGGGGAUGCUGUGGCUUGGGAGCCAAUCGGUCGAACAACCCAAGCCUGCCAGAGCUCGAGCGAGUCGAAGGGAGUGGUAGCACGUGUCGACGAGUGA